Patella vulgata (common limpet) is the source of this 3532-nucleotide messenger RNA. RefSeq names its product NFU1 iron-sulfur cluster scaffold homolog, mitochondrial. The transcript has 8 exons. NCBI's taxonomy places the organism in Eukaryota, Metazoa, Mollusca, Gastropoda, Patellidae. Gene Ontology annotation, molecular function: iron-sulfur cluster binding; iron ion binding. Gene Ontology annotation, cellular component: mitochondrion. Gene Ontology annotation, biological process: iron-sulfur cluster assembly. The coding region runs from base 6 to 809 and encodes 267 amino acids. The record is from RefSeq and is a predicted model, not a curated record.
GCAACAUGGCAGCCCGCAGAGGUCUUCAGUGUUUUUCGCGAAAUAAAUCUGCUUUAUUUAACGUUGGAAGAACAACAAUCUGCAGUUCUUCAUUAUUGCGAUAUAGAUGUAUCCACACCUUACAGAAACAGAUUUCACAAUGUCCUAUUCUACAACCAAAAUGUGUAAUCCCCAAUAUAGCAAGAAGUAUGUUUGUACAGACAUUUGAAACUCCUAAUCCUAACAGUUUAAAGUAUGUACCUGGAGUCAAGGUUUUAGAAUCGGGAACAAUUGACUUCCCAAAUCCACAAUCUGCUGCAUGUUCACCAUUAGCCAGGCAGUUAUUUAGAAUAGAGGGUGUUAAGGGUGUUUUCUUUGGUACAGAAUUUAUAACCAUCACAAAGGUAGAUGAUGAUGUAGAAUGGGGUGUAAUAAAUCCUGAAAUAUUUGGUGUGAUUAUGGAUUUUUUUGCAAGUGGUGUACCAGUAUUAACAGAUGAACAACCUGCUGGCGAUACAGCCAUUCACCCUGAUGAUGAUGAAACAGUAUUAAUGAUAAAAGAAUUAUUGGAUACUAGAAUAAGACCUACAGUACAAGAAGAUGGUGGAGAUAUUGUCUAUAUGGGAUUUGAAGAUGGUAUAGUUAAAUUAAAAAUGCAAGGAUCCUGUACCAGUUGUCCCAGUUCUGUAGUCACAUUAAAGUCAGGUGUCCAGAAUAUGUUACAGUUUUAUAUACCAGAAGUUCUAUCAGUGGAACAGGUUGAAGAUGAAGCUGAAGAGGAAUCAAAAAAUCAGUUAAAAAAACUUGAGGAAAAAUUAGGUGAUCAGUAACUUUGAUAUCAGUUUUAUUAUGUUAAAUAGCAUGUUAUAAAAAAAAGACAAAGUAUCAAGGAAGUCAAAGCUGAUGUAUGGUGCAAUUGAUUGUGAACUUGAAUGAUCUGUUUUGAUUUAAUAUUGGAUUUCAAAUUAUGUGAAUUAAAUGUAGAUUGUUUUUGUUCAUAAAAUAUAUAAGGUACUGGUGUAAGUGAAUAUAAAAUAGAAUUUUACUAGUACUGUGAUUUUGCACUAAAAUAGAGUGAUCACUCUCUUUCUUGUGAAAUAUUAAUUUGAACAUUCUCCUCAGACAUAAUAUAAUGGAUUUGUACCAGUAUGUACAUUAAUUAAUUUGAAUUUAAAGCUGAAGGUAAGGGGAUAAGACCUGUUCUUAUUAACAAUAACAGUGUCGAUUCGAUUGAAUAUUAUAUGUUGAUCAGUUUGUUAUCCUGCAUUGAACAAAGUUAAACAUACAUUAUGCAAGAGCUAAAUCUGAUUAUUGCUAGUCUUUUUUUAGGCUUCAGAUGUCAAAGAAAUUAUAAAUUAGAUCUUUAUUUACACAACAAGCACAAAAUCAACUCUGUAGACCCACAGAUGGCUUGGAUUCGGCUUGGAUUUAAACAGGAUUACGUUGAUUGAUUAAAUUUUUAAAUGGCGUAAGUGGAGAUUAACCGUUACGUUGACGUCAUACUCCCGGAAAUAAUUUUAGAUCGAGGCUGAAUGAUAGAGCGUACGAAGGGAGGCCGCUGUUGAGCGAGGCCGCAUUUGUCGGUCAAUUUGAUUGAAAGUUCGAUAUAUACGGCCUUGAUAUUAUGUUUAUUUGUGGUUAAAAUGGGAGUUUGGAUGUCGGUAUUAUACGCUCUUUUGUCACUUGCGUUUACAGAAAAAUUAUGGAAAUUGAUAAACAUCGCAGCUAACAUCACCCCAGUUGAAUUGCAGCCCAUGCAGCCCCAUUGGAUCAAUGUUUCCUAUUUCAAUUUGUCUGCUUCGGGAGUACACGCAGGCUAACAAGAUUGAAUAAGUCGGCUAUAAUUAUGCCUCAUUGAUUUGGUCCAUUCCUUUAAAACUUCCGCUUCUUAUCUAUAUAAUAAAAGUCCUAUUUUUAAUUUGUAGUAAAAAUAAAUGUGAUACGAAUUGAAAACGUUACUUGAUAAUCGAGAUUAUGUAGGUGGAGUUAACGCCUGUCAAUCAAACGAUCGUCUAUUCUCGGAGAUGGUGAAGAGAGAAUUGACUCCCAUUUCUAGUCAAAAAUUACAAUAGUGAUAACUUUGUUUAGAAUAAAGUAAUUUGACUGAAAUUUUCAAUAUAUUCUUCUUUCAUCAUCUAUUUUUGAACUGUUAUAGCAAGAAUGGCCAACUCUCUAUUAAAAUCUCCCAUAAUGUAUCUUUAAGAGGAGGGAUAUUGAAAAGAGUUCCAUCUGUCGUCCCGCUCUAGUUUGCUUUCCAGAAACUCUAUACACACAUCAGUCCAUUUUGGUAGUUGUGCCCUUUGCCAAUUAGAAAAUUCUUGGGUUAGAAGUUGUGUUUUUAUCGAAUACAAUUUCUUUUCCGAGGCAUAUUUCAGAAACUGUUCAAGAUACCUGUAUAAAACUUUGUUCACAUAUUAACCUAUUAUAGUAGUUGUGCCUUUUGUUAAUUAGAAAUUUCUCAGUGUAAUACUUUUGUAUUUCUAUGAAAACAUGUUUGAAUUUUAUUUUUACGUACAAAUAUUAUUAUGGAGCAUAUCUCAGAAACCAUUUAAAAUACCUGCUGUAGUAGUUGUGCCUUUUACCUAUUGAAAAGUUUCCAUAAAAGUAUUUUAGCAGACAAUAAUUGAUGUUCCAGAUCAUAUGUACACGAACCUUUAACUUUAAUUCAAGUUAACUGUAUAAUGUAAUGUACCGGUAAUGCAAUAUAAGUUGCAAGUCAUCAUCUAAUAUAAAACUUAGGCUGUGACCUCAAUCUUUCUAUUACAUCAGAAUUAUUUUCUUAGGUUUUACAUUUUCGAAAAUAACCUCAGCCUUACUUUAUGCCUUACAUGGGUCUCAUUUAGGUGACUAUACAUCAAACAAUUUGCUUGUGUUUUGAAAAUGCACUGGACAUCUGUAGCCUGUGAAAUCUUGGGACAGUAAUCUUUUACGCUCAGCUAUUUUCUUAAGGCAAGGUUUGAUUCUAUCAUAAAAACCUUAAUUUAAUUUGAUCUUCUACUACCUCCAUUUUGAAUCUCCAAAAUGCUUGUACAUUUAAAGUUUACUUUAUAUAAAUAAAGCUUUUCUUUGAUAUUACUAAAGACGUAAAUUUAGUGUCUAUAUUCAAUUGGUAUAAUAACUCCAUACAAGACCUUUAUUCUACAGAAUAAGACGGUAUGAGGUUACUAUUCUGUGCCGACCAAUGUGUCUAAUUUAUGCUUUUUUAUGAAGCUUCAUAUCUGAGAUAAAGCUCUUCCCCACAUUUAUGCUUGGAUUGUUUAAUUUUGCAACAUAUCCUUGGAUUCAUGCUUUAUCCCUUUAUUCGGUUGUAGAUAGACAUUAUGAAAAGGGUAGCAAUAUCAGAAGUGAGGAUUGUUGCCAAUAGACAGAACUUUAAGAUAUAAUAAAGUGUUAUUCCCUCCCUUUAUUCCUUCUGGCCCUGGGUAACAGAAGAUUAUAUUGUUUAUUAUAAUUAUGUUUUAUUACCAUAAAAGAAAAGGAAGUAAGGAACUGUAAAUAUGUAUUGUGUACCGUAGAUGUAUAUAAUUAGAUUAAAAUAAUAUUUGACCAAUUA